Molecule: messenger RNA, 1324 nt
Organism: Cariama cristata (Red-legged seriema)
Lineage: Eukaryota; Metazoa; Chordata; Aves; Cariamiformes; Cariamidae
Gene: RAB30
Product: RAB30, member RAS oncogene family
Exons: 2
Cellular component (GO): trans-Golgi network
Molecular function (GO): GTPase activity; GTP binding
Source: RefSeq, a predicted model, not a curated record
CUGCAGAUCUGGGACACGGCAGGACAAGAGCGAUUCCGAUCCAUCACGCAGAGUUACUAUCGCAGCGCUAAUGCGUUAAUCUUGACCUAUGACAUCACCUGCGAAGAAUCCUUCCGGUGUCUUCCCGAGUGGCUGCGAGAAAUCGAGCAGUAUGCCAGCAAUAAGGUCAUAACUGUGCUAGUGGGUAACAAGAUUGAUUUAGCUGAUAAGAGGGAAGUCUCCCAGCAAAGGGCAGCAGAGUUUUCUGAAGCACAGGACAUGUACUAUCUGGAAACCUCGGCAAAAGAAUCGGAUAAUGUGGAAAAACUCUUCCUGGACUUGGCUUGCCGGUUGAUCAGCGAGGCACGACAGAACACCCUUGUGAACAAUGUCUCAUCCCCUGUACCAGGAGAAGGGAAGAGUAUCAGCUACUUGACUUGCUGUAAUUUUAAUUAAGAGUUGGCAGAAGGGGAGAUCACAUGCCAUGGGCCAAGAGGAUUUUUUUUUUUUUUUUUUGCUGGGAUUUAUCUACUUGAAGGGAAUUCCUACCACUUUGACCCAUCUGACGUACCCUGAGUCAAGUUGCAGACCUGGAAGCAUGGCAGGCGGAUGGCUCCAGCUGCAUGGCAACAUAGCAGAAUAUAACAUGGUUUAAAUUUCAUUUUUUUUUUGCAGUCUCUGGAGCAGGUUAGGAAAACAAGAGUUGCACAAGUGCUUCAUGUAAUGCAGAACAUGAGCUAUUGCGUUUCCUUCUGUGGGAGACUAGAGCAGCCUCUCUUGAAGAAGAUACUGAAGAGAUCAAAAUCUCUCUUACAGAACUAUGUGUUUGGUCCUUUUUAAAAUAAAAAAGAAAAAGCCAACAAUGAACACUGACCUUGGACUACACUGGCAAUCUUCCGGGCUGCCAGCAAGUGAGCUCUUAGGACAUGUACAUAGCGUCUGCCCGCGCGUCUUCAUGGAGGACUCUGGUGUUUGAAAUAGUGUUACGUCCCUCAUCUACAGGCACUUUCAUGAACAUGGAAUUAAAAAAAAAAAGUUACAUAUAUCAACAUUCUCAAGAUUUAAGACAUGGAUACAGCUCAGUUGCUCCCUUUGGUGCUAGCAGUUCAGCAAAUAUUCUAUAGACCAAACGUAGUCUUACUACAUUACUGUCCUCUGAAUGUGUAAUUUAGACUGGUUAGGAAAAAACACUAAUAAGCACUGUUCAUGAAAAUAAAAGAAUCUUGUUACCUCUUUUUCUAGGCCUGAACGUAGUGGGAAAGAACUGUGCUUCUUUGAUCUCCAACACAGGAUGAAAAGACUUUCCAGAAAUAAAAAAAAAGAAAAUUAACCAUUCCGCUUCUAA